AUGGUCAAGCUUUCUCUCGCUGCGCUUGUAACAUGUGCAGGCCUCGUGGCCUCUCUACCAUCGUUUUUGACUCCUCUCGCGGGACGAUCCUUUGAUGACUCCGAUACCGUGAGCAUUGAGAGCCGCUCAACGGGAGGCAAGGUCGCCAACAAAGCUCUUGCUCGAUUCGACAACAGCAAUAUCGAAGAUGGCAUGGGCAACGGAACCGACUGGUAUCAUCUCUAUUUGGGUAACGGGACAGAGGCUGCCGGAUGGCCCUCAAAGGACAAGUGGGUAUCUUUUGAGGAUAUGUUCAACAAUUACAAGCUGCAAAUGUAUGUCGCCUGUCAAUUCCUGAACUGGCGACUACCCAACAACGACAUAGCCGAAGUGGAGGCUAUCUACGACGGCAUCCAAAUGGCCGCGGACGCGAGUGGCGUUGACCACCGCCUUAUCCUAGCCAUCAUCAUGCAAGAGUCUCAUGGAUGCGUAAGGGUGAACACGACGAAUCUGGGUGUGCGGAACCCUGGCCUCAUGCAAAACCACAACGGGAAGGCGUUUUGCAACGACAACAAGAAGCUCACGACGCCAUGCCCCGCAGCGACGAUUCAUGAGAUGAUCCGUGAGGGUACUGCUGGCACUACCUCUGGAGAUGGCCUGGCUCACUGCAUCAACCUGUCUGGCAACGGCGAUGUCUCUGACUACUACCGCGCUGCCCGCAUCUACAAUUCCGGUUCCAUUUCGAAGACGGGCAACCUGCAGAGCAACAUUGCCACUCAUUGCUAUGCUAGUGAUAUCGCAAACCGUCUCACUGGCUGGGUCUAUGCACCAUCAACAUGCACCUGCGACGACGAUCCUAAGAGCUGUGGCGUGGUAAACCAUUGA
Messenger RNA from Trichoderma citrinoviride, 864 nucleotides. RefSeq lists its product as hypothetical. The record is from RefSeq and is a predicted model, not a curated record. Lineage: Eukaryota; Fungi; Ascomycota; Sordariomycetes; Hypocreales; Hypocreaceae. The transcript has 5 exons. Bases 1 to 864 code for a protein of 287 amino acids.